AUGGGAGUCGACCCUCUAUCUCCAAUUGCGCCGGUGCGCCUGCGGGCGUUACUGCUUCCAAUUGGCAAGAUCAAGCGCUCACGCUUCUUGAGCUUCGCCGCUAGACUACAAGCUGAGAAUGUGGUGCGGCUAGGGGACAUUAGUCCCGACUCUCGUCCAAACCGAAAUAUGUUCUCCCCGCUUGCCUUCCCCACUGGAAUGAUUCUCUACGAUUUGUCCUUCUCCGUUCCCCCCACCUCGCAUCUGGAGCUGUUCCCAUUCGAGAUAUUCAGAGAGCCGCUGGUCAUUAUCGCUAUAGCCGACGGUAGAGAGCUGUCACAAAGCUCUGGAGCCAAUGCAAAGCAUCCCACGCCGCAGGAAUUGGACCACUUACAAGAGGAGCUAGAUGCGGUGAAGGAGAGAAACCCGCGGGCAUUGGUGAAUCAACUCCUGGUCUUCGACUAUGAGGGCCUUGAUAGUAUCACCAAUGGUCCAGAGAAUGUUCUCUGGGUUCCUCGGCCCGAAGCCUCCAAGGCGACUACUAUGAAAACUGUCCUGUGCGAUAUCACUUCCAUCCUGCUAUCAGAGCUGGAUGAAUUCGCCAAGACAAUUCAAAAUAUCCCGUCGAUAGAGUCACCUAGAGCUUCAUCAUGGGGCCCAUAUCGAAACCCGGAGUUGCGGCCGCGACCUGUGGACCGACUGUUAAAUCGGAUGACUUUGCCUGCGCAACUGCCAUCCACCCCGAAUGGCGCACCACCAGAGACACCCCUGAGAUCGAAUGCCACAUCCCCCGCUCCUAGUGAUCAUGAAACGCCUACGACGUUCGACGAGAUCACGCGAUCCAUUCACCUCUCUCGCACAAACUCGGGCCAAAGGAGUCCCUCAAUAGCGUCUCCCAAAGAGCAUAGCCGGGAUCGCAUGUCUGUGAGUGGCAUAAGCGCCACUGAUAGGACCAAAAAUCGUAUCAAGGGCCGGUCUGGUGUUGUCAUUGGCACUCUCUUCCUGCAGGCAGGAAGGUGGCCAGAUGCGCUCAAAGAGCUAGUCGAGGCAGCCAACAAUGCGCGAGCUGGUACGGACUAUGCCUGGCACGGUAAAGCUCUGGAGAACAUUCUUCUCUGCCUCGUGAUGAUGGCAUGGGCAGGGAUAGACUUUCAAAUACCUCCCGUUCUCUAUCCGGUUGCCGACAAGGCCUCUAAGGCGGUUAGAGAUGCGAUUCAGGCACCAUCUGCGGCUGGGAACCGCAUGGUCUCUCUCCAAAACCUCGCCAACUUAUUACCCGACCUUUCCAACACCAUUCUGAACCUCUACACUCGUGCCGCCAAUAUAACAGAGGAACCUCUGCCUCAGCUAGUAUUCUCCGAAACUGUAAUUCGAUUGUCGAGGCUGAUGGUCUCUGCUCGUAUCCGGGACGGCGGACUUGAUGACAAUGCUUUGAAGCACAUCGUGAUGAAUGAGCCUUUAAUCCCGUUACGUCAACCAGAACUUCCCCGCGGCACUAUUGUGCUUCGCAAGUCUGAGAUUGCCAAUUUCCUCUAUCGGGCUCUCCCGCUUGCCCCUGAAGCAGACUUGCCUGCUACGGAUGCUGUUCCGAUUAUUGUGGGUGUCAUAUCCGUCCUCAAUACUCUCGACCUGCCACGGAAGAAGGCCUUUGUCCUGCGUGAACUUCUUACCGUGAUGGUACCCAGUCUUGUCCAGGCUCGGAAGAUUGGUGCUGCAGAAGUUGGUAUUCAUCCUGCGGCCGGAUUGGCCUCUCUCAGUGACACGGCAUUUGAUGUCAAUGCUCUCGAUGUUGGUCCUGGUAACAUGGAAACGAGUGUCCGUCUUCUUCUAGCUACAAUUGGCGAGAUUUAUGGAGUACAGCCUUCGGCAUCCUAUGAGUGGGAGAAACGACAGAGUCGGAUGUCCUCUUCGGGCGGCGCACAAGAUCUUCCCGCAUAUGAUUCAAUUGCCAGCAUUGCAGAGCGCUCUUUCCGUCAUAUUGCGCUGGAUCGAUAUGGCGAUAUCAAUCUCAAGAUUGAUGUUCUAAAAGCGUGUAUCAACUGCUGUGAAGCGCUUCCCGAUUUCGAUGGCGUCCUCCGUUUCACAGUGGAGUUAUUGCAAACGAUUCGUGGAGACAUGAUGCUCAAUGAAGCUCACAGGGUACCACCAUAUCUGCCACAAGACGAACAAAUUCGUCUCUUGAAUAAUAUCAAACGCACGGUGGGAGCCGGAACUCGGUUGGGUGCGGCCAACAUGGCUGCUGAAUACUGGGAUGAUUUCCUAGUCCGUGAUGUUCAGCUUUUGGCACUACCUGAUCCACGCCGACCAGUCCGUCGAUCCAAGACAGAGCUUGAUGCCGUUACAACGGGCUCUGAAAAGGCAAAGAAGGAUCCUUUCCUGUAUAACCCCUUCGCCAAGCCCAGUAGCAAGGCUUUGGAGGUUCUUGCAGUGACUGAUGAACCUGCCUCUUUCCGAGUGACCCUUCAGAAUCCUUAUGAUUUUGAGAUCGAGAUUGAACACCUGCGGCUAGAAAGCGAGGGUGUGAACUUUGGGGCUGUGGCAGAGAACAUCAUUCUUCCUCCACUCUGUCUGCACGAUAUUAUUGUGCUUGGUACUGCUCACGAGGAGGGAAACCUUGAAAUAUCUGGCUGUAUCGUCAAAGUGCGUCAUUGCCGGGAGCGACGAUUCCCUAUCUUCAGGGAAUUAUGGAAGCCUGAACCUGAGAUCAAGUUCAAGCGAACGGGACUCUCUGCAAAGAAGCCGCUCAGCAAUCGUCCAAUGUCCUGGAGCUCAACUACAUCCAAAGAUGGAAAAGUUUUGGCGAAGAAGGGACCUCAAACGGAAACUUGCCAGGUAAAGGUCAUUGGCAAACAGCCAUCUCUACUGAUUGAGUCUAUGUCGCUCUCGCAAUCGGCAAUGAUGCUCCUCGAAGGCGAGGUCAAAUCAUUCUCCAUCACUCUCCAAAAUACAUCCUCGUGCCCUGUGGACUUUGUCUUGUUCACCUUCCAAGACUCGACCACUCGCCAGCUUCAGUCGGCCUUGAGAAAUAAGGACUUGCUUCCGGUGGAGAUUUAUGAGCUAGAAUUGAAGCUGGCCACUCAACCUGCCUUGAGAUGGCGCCGUGAGGGCCCGCAGUCCGAUGACUGGAAUAUCUCACCUGGCGAGAAGGCCACGUUCACCGUGGAUGUGUUGGGUAAGCCUGGAUUGCAAGAUACGACGGUGCAAAUUGACUACUCGUACUUGAAGAGCAAGCAGGGACAGCUGCCCGAGGUGUUUUACACGAGGCAACUGUUCGUCCCACUGACUGUCACGGUCAACGCCAGUGUGGAGGUUGCUCGUUGUGACAUCCUGCCUUUUAGUGGGGAUUUCGCUUGGAAGAAUCAUCUCGAUGCCCCGUUGGACUCGGUUCAGUCAUCAGACUCCCCAUUGUCUGCCACCGACAAAGAUCCGUUCUCUCAAAUUCUUUCCCGCCUUGGAAAUGGUGCAUACGGACCAGAUCACUGCAUCGUUCUGAUCGACCUCCGCAAUGCAUGGCCGAGCCCCCUGUCCGUAUGGCUGCGCGUGAACGAACACUCUAUUGUACAAGCCCCCGAGUCGUUCAAGGAUGACAGCAAGGGCCAGUACUCUCUCGAUGGAAGCCUCCAACCCGGUCAGGUCUCGCGAUUCGUCCUCGUUCUCCCUCGAGUCUACUUGGACAACCCAUAUGCCAGCAUUCCCGUCGUCAACACGGGCACUCGUCGCCAGUUCGUCGUCAGCGCUAACAAGCUCACAUUCGAGGCGGAGGCAGCCUCGCGUGAGGCAUUCUGGUUCCGGGAAGAGCUUCUCAAACGGAUACUCGGAGGCUGGUCCGAACCCGCUACUGGCCGCAAGGGAACCAUCGAUCUACGCAACAUCCGUCUAAACACCCGCAUGGUAGAGGCAAUGCGUCUUGAAGACAUGGAGGUCUCCUUUUCCCUAACAUCUCCCACUUCCAAUGACACACCCUCUACAGUACAACAAACUGGCCGCUCCUGUUUCCACGCCCAAACAGACGACCUCCUAACCCUAACGGUGACCGUCCGCAAUCGUUCUUCUCGUCCCCUCCAUCCCCUCCUCCGCCUCCAGCCAAGCCUACGCCACCAACCAAACAACAUCGCAUUAGAUCUGACCCGCCGUCUUGCCUGGACUGGCAUGCUCCAGCAAGCACUUCCCAUUCUUCAAGCCGGAGAAUCCACCCAAACCUCCAUCUGCGUGACAGCUCUCUGCCGCGGCGAGUACGAAUUCGGCGCCAGCGUCGAGGAAGCCCGCCUCCUGCGGCAUCUUGGGGAGGACGGUAAAGAAGAAGAUCCCGAUGCUGCUACCCGGUUCAUCGAGGAUGGGAUUAAGGAUACCUUUGGUGCGGACGUGGUUCGGCGUCGACGGAUUUGGCAUGCGAAGGAGACUUGUGUCAUCUUCGCUCGGGGUUAG
This is a messenger RNA of Penicillium daleae, 4404 nucleotides long. RefSeq names its product TRAPPII-specific subunit TRS120. The coding region runs from base 1 to 4404 and encodes 1467 amino acids. The transcript has 2 exons. NCBI's taxonomy places the organism in Eukaryota, Fungi, Ascomycota, Eurotiomycetes, Eurotiales, Aspergillaceae. Gene Ontology annotation, cellular component: trans-Golgi network. The record is from RefSeq and is a predicted model, not a curated record.